AUGAAGAAGCAAAAGAUCGCAGCCUUUGUUAAAGAACUUAACUUGCGCAUGAAGAAAGAACCCAUCACUCUCCGGUACAUUCACAUCCUCGGCACUGUUAUCUUCUUCACCUCCAUCUCAUCUCUUGUCAUCCUCCUCGCUCUCUAUCUCAAUCAACGACUCCAAACUUCACUCUUCCUUCAAGACAAUCAUCUCUCCUCCAUUAAACCUCUCACUUCUCCUUCUCUUUCUCCUCAUAGCCGUGGUAGUGACAUAGCGGACAAAGAGCUGAUGCGGCGAGCAGCAAAGGCACCACAUGACGCGGCCAUGAAUGUGACUGAUCAUCCAAAGGUUGCGUUCAUGUUUCUUACGAGGUGGGACUUGCCUUUGUCUCCUCUUUGGGAAAUAUUCUUCAAUGGCCAUGAAGAGUUAUAUUCCAUUUAUGUUCAUACAUCUCCAAAUUUCACCGAGGAGCCACCAGAAUCUUCAGUGUUUUACAAGAAACGUAUACCAAGCAAGGCCGUUGAAUGGGGAAAAUCGUCAAUGAUGGACGCAGAGAGGCGUCUUUUAUCACACGCAAUUCUAAAACCUUCGAACGCUCGCUUCGUCCUCCUCUCGGAGACAUGCAUCCCUCUCUUUAACUUCACCACAGUCUACACUUACCUCAUGGGCUCCACUCGCUCUUUCCUCGGCUCAUUCGACGACCCAAGGCCCAUGGGCCGAGGCCGUUACAACCCCAAAAUGCUCCCGCACGUGUCCCUCUCCGACUGGCGGAAAGGAAACCAGUGGUUCGAGCUCUCGCGGAUCGUCGCCGCCGAGGUCAUCUCCGAUCGCCGGUAUUACACCGUCUUCAAGGAUCACUGCAGGCCGCCGUGCUACAUCGACGAGCAUUAUAUUCCGACGUUGGUUAACAAGAUAUGUCCGGAGAUGAAUUCGAACCGGACAGUAACGUGGGUGGAUUGGUCAAGGGGUGGGUCCCAUCCAGCGAGGUUUGUGAGGAAGGAUAUCCGGGUCGGGUUUUUGGAUAGGAUCCGGUUUGGGUCGAAUUGUAGCUAUGAGGGCGAGGUGACGAACGUGUGUUUUCUGUUUGCGAGGAAGUUUCAUGUGAGCACUCUCGAGCCUCUCAUGAAGAUCGCUCCAUAUUUGUAUGGAGUUUAA
Messenger RNA from Raphanus sativus (radish), 1137 nucleotides. Its product is annotated as glycosyltransferase BC10. Lineage: Eukaryota; Viridiplantae; Streptophyta; Magnoliopsida; Brassicales; Brassicaceae. The transcript is spliced from 2 exons. Gene Ontology annotation, molecular function: glycosyltransferase activity. The coding region runs from base 1 to 1137 and encodes 378 amino acids. The record is from RefSeq and is a predicted model, not a curated record. Gene Ontology annotation, cellular component: membrane.